AUGUAUUUAACUUCCAGGGUGAAAAGGAACAGCCUGUAUUUGCAAUGACCGGCCUUCGAUGGGGAUCUUUCAGAGAUGCUGGCGUCAAAGUUAGCAAGUACUGGUAUCUUGGGCCUCUAAAAAUCAAAGCAGCCCACUUUUUCAGCACUCUUAAGGAGUGGCCUCAGACUCAUCAAGCCUCUAUCUCAUACACGGGACCUACAGAGAGACCUCCCAAUGAACCAGAGGAGACCCCUGUACAAAGGCCUUCUUUGUACAGGAGAAUAUUACGAAGGCUUGCGUCCUACUGGGCACAACCACAGGAUGCCCUUUCCCAAGAGGUGAGCCCGGAGGUCUGGAAAGAUGUGCAGCUGUCCACCAUUGAACUGUCCAUCACAACACGGAAUAAUCAGCUUGACCCGACAAGCAAAGAAGAUUUUCUGAAUAUCUGCAUUGAACCUGACACCAUCAGCAAAGGAGACUUUAUAACUAUAGGAAGUCGAAAGGUGAGAAACCCCAAGCUGCACGUGGAGGGCACGGAGUGUCUCCAAGCCAGCCAGUGCACUUUGCUUAUCCCGGAGGGAGCAGGGGGCUCUUUUAGCAUUGACAGUGAGGAGUAUGAAGCGAUGCCUGUGGAGGUGAAACUGCUCCCCAGGAAGCUGCAGUUCUUCUGUGAUCCUAGGAAGAGAGAACAGAUGCUCACAAGCCCCACCCAGUGAGCAGCAGAAGACAAGCACUCUGAGACCACACUUUAGGCCACCGGUGGGACCAAAAGGGAACAGGUGCCUCAGCCAUCCCAACAGUGUCGUCAGAGGGUCCCCAGGGCAUUUUCAUGGCAAGUACCCCUCUGCCCCCACUCCAGCAGUGCUUCCCAAAGUGUGCUCUGUCACCUGCUUUGCAAUCGGCUUCCAUUAGCGCAUGUUUUAUUUUGGUGUGACGGUUGGCCCUCCUAAACACGGACUUUCCUCAGGCUGGUUCAAGACGGAAAAGGACUUUCUUCUGUUUUCUUCCAAAGUGCAACCACAGUGGAGAGCCCACGGUGGGCUUAGCCUGCCUAGGCCCUUCCAUUUCUCUUCUUUGACCGUGCUAGGAAUUCCAGGAAAGUGCAUUCCUGCCCUGGUGACCUUUUCCUAUGUCUAGGCUCCUCCACAGGUGCUGCUAUUUUGUGAGCUCCGGCUCCUGUUUAGCUUUUAUUUCAGUUCUAACCUCAGUCCAGAAACAUAUGUGAGGUUGUUUCCCUCUUCAGCCACGGCUACAAUACCGGAAAAUGCUAGUUUUUAUUUAUUUUUUUAAGUAGUGCUUCCUAAAUGGUUUGCAUGAGAGCCACCUGGGGUACAUGUUGAAAACUUAUUUGGGGUCUACCCCAAACCUAAUAACCCAAAUUUGGGGAUGGGGCCCAGGAAUAUGCAUUUUUAAAAAGUCAUCUGCCCUUCCCAGGUGAUUCUGUAAGUUGUCCCUCAACUGUACUUGGAGAAAUCGUGUUUUAAAGCAGUAGUCCACAAAGUAUUCUGCUCAUGUGCCCCCAAAAGUAUUUUGAAAAAUCAUGUAUACCCUCACCCAUCUAAGUUGAUAUCUAAAAUUUUAUCUAAGUUGGUAUCUAAAAUUUUUCAUGGGAAGUUAAAUAGUUGACAAAGUAUGUAUUUGCUGGUGUCGUGUAAAUAUUGGUAUUUUAAAAUAAAAACUGUUACAUCACUAUUUUAAACAUAUCCAGUACAAUUUAAAUAUCACAACAAUUUGACACCCUUCAUUCAUUUAUAAAAAUAAAUGAGCUAGUUCUUUAGUAGUUAAACAUUUCAAAUUGGCUUUUCUCCUUCUGUAUUUCCAUACCACUUUUCAGCCAAGAAUCCUAUCAUAAUGUAAUCUAUUAUGCCCGACAUCUUUUAAUCAUUCACCCCAUUACUUCUUGUCAACAAAAAAUAUAAAUGGAAAUUUUUUUUUUAGCUCUUGCUUUAAGUGUUUGUUUGUUAUCUCAGUCCAGAACCAAUAUUAUCGUAAUUAAUUAUUGGUAUAUAAUGAAAACGGUAUUAAUUCUUGGAUGAUUAAAAGUUUUUUUAUUAGAAUGUUCUUUAUCCUAAUUAGUUCAUUUAUCCAAGAAUACAUGAAUGUGAUUUACAGCUGAGAUGGGGUUCAACCUCAGCUGUAUUCCUUGUUUCUGUAUAGAUGUAAGCACAUAAAUUCGAUGGAAUAGAAUUACGUUAACAAUGUUUUUACAGUUCUUUGGAUUCCUUUGGCAUUUUGACAAAGAUCACAGUGCUCUAUCAUCAAGAAUUAUUAAUGAUGAUCUAUCAACUAACAAACAACUUGAUUAGAUUCUCCUUUAGUCUGUUGAAAGCAGAGAACUGAAAUCCACCUGAUUUACCAUGGCUUUGCCAGCCAGUCAUUAGCACCAUUUACUUUUACUAUCGCUGACAUUUUCCUUUGUUCAGUGGCCCUGAGGUUCUUACACUCUAGGGGGCAGUGCACCACAGGAAGAUAGAUCAAUGAGGGAGGAUUGCGAGGGGGAAGGGGAGGAAGCAGAGCUGGCAGGCCUUAGCUACAGGCUCUCUCUCAGGCAGAUCCCUUUUAAGAUACAUACACCAUGCCCACACAUCCCAUGGAGAGAGACCAAUGCUUUAGUAGAUUACAGAACAGCUAUGAAAAGUCCAUGAAUGAAGAUCACAAAAAGGAAGGCUUUCUUAUUUCAUACUGUAUUCUUCAGGGUGGUAAAAUUUCUGCUUUUGGCAAAAACAUAACAGACGGUUCCAAACAUCAGCAUAAAGAUCACUCAUCCCAUACCACCCACAGGUAGGGAGGAAGGAUGCUGUAGUAUAUGAAAACAAAAGUUUUCACCUGAGCUGAGAGCAUUUAGCAUAUCGUGGUUCUGUAACAAUAUCAAGGACCAGUGCAGAAUCUGGCUUUCUUUUCUGAUAGGCUACCAGUGUGUGUUUAUGUGUGCUCAUUUUGUGGUUCUAAUCAUAAUGGUACAUAUAAUUAGGGAAGGAUAUGGAAGCCACUUUAGAAUCUUAUUCAUUUUUAAAUAUAAAUAUGCCUUGUUUCAAA
Molecule: messenger RNA, 3018 nt
Organism: Homo sapiens (human)
Lineage: Eukaryota; Metazoa; Chordata; Mammalia; Primates; Hominidae
Gene: AGK
Product: acylglycerol kinase
Biological process (GO): glycerolipid metabolic process
Cellular component (GO): membrane; mitochondrial intermembrane space; mitochondrial inner membrane
Molecular function (GO): acylglycerol kinase activity; lipid kinase activity; kinase activity
Source: RefSeq, marked reviewed